UGAGUCGACCUAGGGGAAGCCAAGGACCAGUUCAGAUUAUCGUCACUGGAGUUGGUCAUGAGCGGGAAUCGAACUCGGGAGAUCGGGUUCGUAGCGCAGCACGCUAACAGUUGCACUAUUGAUAAGACAGGCACAAGCGCAAAUACCAGGGGCCUGUUUUAUUAAGGCCAUUUCUGUCGCAAGCAAGGACUUCUAAAGAUAGCAUGCUCAGUGCCUGCAUGGGUGAGAUAACAGAAGGAGAGCAGAUAGCAAAACAUUGUGCACAUUGCCCCAUAUUAUGACUCCUAUGUUGGGUGUAAAAUUUUAGACUCGCAGAUCCUAUGGGUAAUAUCACGGCCUCAUUUCCAAGGUUCACUGCUUCGGUCUCAACCUCCUCUGAUCUGCAGUGCCACAUUGUUGACUGCUUGUAAAUGUUAAUGGUUCUCAAAGUGUUAUUAUGUAUAGGAAGGGUAGGCCAUCAUUACCAAAUUAAUAAUAAUAAUAAUAAAGUAUCCUGAAGUGAAAUAAAUGGCUAUGGCUUUAGAAAGGGCACAAAGAUUAAUACAGGUGAAUCAUUUUCAUGGCACAGUUUAGCCAAUCUUUCUCUGUAUACUUUGGGUUAUAUGCAAGUGUGGUAUGCACAUAAUGUAUAUUUAAAAAGUAUUAAAGAUGGGGCCACUUAAUUCUUAAAACUAAUGACACCAUUACUAACCCUUUAGUGCAAUAAUUCAAUUCAGUAAAUAAAAAGCAGAGUGCUGAUAAUAGAGAACUCAUUAAAUUUUCAUUGCAAUAAAAAAUAUAUACCCAGUAUAAGUACACUAUAUUUUCCAAUGUAUAUUUGCGCUUAGCUCUCCUUUGCAAACAGGAUGUUCAUCUCAGAAGCUUUUCCUCACUGAAUAAAAGGGGUAAAAACUGCGUGUAAGCAGAGAUAUCCAAUUUUGAGCUAGCAUGAAGAAAAAAACAAUCUAUACAGUUUUUUCCCCUGCAUUCUUGAGCGGGCUACAUUUGCCCACAGGGGCAGAGAUAUUGUGCGUUUGGAUCAAUCGGACAGCCAUAAGCACACCCCUGCUGAACUUUAAUAUACCAAUGAGACCAGAGGUUGAAGACAUUUGAUGCAAGCAGGAGACUCGAUGGCUCAAACCCCUGGUAUACACGCCAGUUGCCAGCCAGUAACAUCGUGCUGCUUCCUGGACAGUGCGGCAGUGAUGGAUGGUAAUGUCAAUGAUCGAUUAAAGGUAUUGAUUUAUCUAUCGACUGGCUGGAUGCUGAUUUAUGUUAGACAUUAGCGAAAGCUGCAAAAAGACACAAAUAUUUACGUUUCCAGUCCCCUUUGAUUUCCCAUCUUCAGAGGUAUCUUUACAUGAGCUUGAACGAAGAGGCAGCGCUUGAGGGGACAGUGUGUGUGCUUUCUCAAAAGCAUUCCUACAAUUGAAAGCUGCCUAUGGCUUAUUAAUAUGGAUUAAAUAUACUUCACCAGCGAUGAUGUAAUGCACAACAAAAAAACUAAUAUGUUCGGCAAUGAUCCUUAUUCAGAGCAGAAAUCCAUAGGCAAAGCAGACAUAUUGUGCCAGAGAUAUCAUUGUACAACUGGAAAAGACUGAAAUUUGGAAAAAUAAGCUUAAAUAUGAAUGUUUCCCCACUAGCAAAUUAUGUAAUAGGAUUUAUAACAACCCUUUGUUAUUCUUCUGCUGGAAAAAGGCAUCUACAGCCUGUGUCGGUCAUGAGGGCUGGUUGGCUACAUUUCACCACCAUAUUCAGUGUGGGUUGGCGAAAGGUGGCCCAGGACUGGUUUAGAUACCUCUCUUCACCAUUUCUAGGAAUCAAACCCAGAUUAUCAUGAUAGGUUGAGUUGACCCCUGACUGGGAUUUAAACUUGCCGCCUUCCAAUUAUGAGUCCAGCACUACGUUGAGUUGACCCCUCACCAGGACUUCAACUUGCGACCUUCCAAAUUACGAGUCGAACACUCUCCCGAUACACAAUUUAAAACACCUUUACAUUUUUUUGCUGAUACAGAAACGUGUUAACCGAAUGAAUCUGAACGUAACAGGUGCUGGAGUGCAGAGGCCUGAAGAGGUGAUACCAUGGCUCACUUGAAGGCAGAAUCAGAACACGGGGCAGAAAUGAGCACCGAUGUGGUGGUGGUCGGUGCUGGCAUCUCUGGGUUGACUGCUGCAUACCGCCUGUUGCAGACGGACCCAACACUGGGCGUGAUUGUGCUCGAGGGGAAAGAGCGGGUGGGAGGACGCACAGUGGCAACUCAGCUGAAGUCUGCAUCAGGGCAAGACACGUGGGACCUCGGCGGACAGUGGGUCGGCAGCACCCAACGGCACGUGAUGGGUCUCCUCAAAGAGCUAGGCCUGGACGUGUACCCACAAUACACCCACGGUACCAAGGUGUGUCAGCUGGGCGGCGCGCACGCCAAAAUCGGCACCUACUCAUCCAACAUCCCCAGCCUGUCCCUGUUGGCGCUCGUGGACCUGCAGCUCUUCAUGUGGAAGAUAGACCGGCUGUGCCAAACAGUGCCCGCAGCCAACCCAGCAGCAUGCCCCCUGGCAGCCCAGCUUGACAGCAUGACCAUGGAGACAUUCAAACAGCAGAACCUCUGGACCCAAGCUGCUAAGGAUGCAUUGGACGUGGCAUGCAAGAACAACUUUGGGCUCGAGUGCUCACAGGUGUCCUGCCUCUACUACCUGAGCUACGCGGCCGCAGCUGGGGGAUUCCUGCCUCUAGUAGAGGCCUCGGUGGGGUCGGCACAGGAAUUCAAAGUCAAGGGUGGGGCUUUUCAGCUGUCCAGUCUGCUUGCCAAGAGGAUUGGUCACAGCAAGAUCAUCCUUGGGGAUGCAGUGACUCACAUCACACAGACGGACGAUGGCGUUGAGUUGCGGACUGCGUCCCAUCGCAAGCUCAGUUGCCAGAGAGUCAUCGUCACGUGCCCCACGCACCUUGCCGCUAAGAUCCACUAUGAGCCAGCACUUCCUGCGGACAGGGAGCGUCUCACACAGAAUAUGCCCAUGGGACAUCUCAUCAAGUUCAUCGUCACCUACCCAACGGCGUUCUGGCGUGAGGCUGGCUACUCCGGGGAGAUCGUGUGCAACGGCGGUGGUGGCAGCCCUCUGAGCGUGACGUACGACGCCACGACCUCGCGCGGCAACGCCGCCCUCGUGGGAUUCAUCGCGGGCAGCCAGGCUGGGCAUUGGACGGUCAAGACGCUUGAAGAAAGGCGGGAGGCCGUGAUCAAAAGCCUCGUGAAAUUCCUCGGAGAAAAGGCUGCCGGAUAUCUGGAAUAUGCCGAGAAGGACUGGAGCAGAGAGCCAUACAGCACAGGAUGUCCCGUGAAUGUGAUGGUUCCUGGGAUGAUAACAUACUACCACUCGGCACUCCGGAGGCCGUUUCACAGGAUCCACUGGGCGGGCACGGAGACGGCGACCGAGUGGUGCGGCUUCAUGAGCGGCGCGGUGCAGUCGGGCGCGCGCGCGGCCCGCGAGGCCCUCCAGGGCCUGCGUCCCUCCCUGCUGCCGGCUUUCGACGGCGGCGAGUUCGAGUCGCCCGAUCUGCGACCCGCAGGCGCGGGGGUGCCGCCCCACGGCGGAGCCGGUGCCUCGCCGUGCUGCGCCGGACGCCGCUGGCUGUGCCUGGGGGCCGUGGUGGUGGCUGCGACGGCUGCCGCCCUCUGUCACGUGCGGGGUCGAGGUGGCAGCCUCCGAGAAUUGUUAUCCGCAGUGCCUUUCCGAAAAAUCCCUGCCAUGGCCGGGUUGUCUCGAUUUUCAUAAAAUGUAUUUGUGGGGGGUGUUUUUUUCUUCUCCCCCAAUCUUUUUAUAAUUGUGCUAUUGGUAUGGUAUCACAAAUCGAAGUAGUCACGUGUUGCUCUCGCAGAGCAGUACACCCAUUUGUAUUAGAGAAUAGCCCCGCAGAAACGGAUAUCACAGAGCUAGCUUUGAGAUCCCUUCAAGUAACAUCUGGUCGACCCUCGCAAUAUGAGAGUAAUGUUUGUUGCGUGAUAGUCACGCUGAUGUUUUAGUUUUCAUAGCUGGAAUUUAGCCAAAUUCCGUGCAAAACCUAAUUUUUAUGGGAUUUUUUAUAAUAUACUGGAAUGAAUAUAAUUAAGAAAUGAAGAUAUUGCAUACAGAAUACCAGGGAUGGGAAAGAGAGGUAACGGGAAGGCUCUAACACUAACAUGCACGGUUUACCUUUGAGUACUAUUGUACACUUUUAGUCCAUUCUCCGGCUCUCAGAAUAACUUAACAGCGCUUGGGAUGCCAGUUAUUCCCACAUUCAUGGAGCCUCAUAUCCAAUGCAAAUUAUGUUAAUUGCUGUGUGUUAUGUCAAACAAUCAUUGCUUUUAAGAAAAGUCAAGCAAACUAAUAAUAGAUGUUGCUUGAAAAAAAAACUUCUAUGAUGUGAAGCAUGGAAGUAGGCCUGGAAAAAGUUUCAUGUGAAUAUAUCACUCAAAUGUGAUCGAGCGUGAAAGUGAUUGGACAGCACAUUUCGCGAUGAAAUAUGAUGUCUUCAGUUAAAUUGGCUCAAUUAUACACCAUACGCAGUGGUUGUACUGCAUGUGCAAAUGAACACGGUACAUGAUUUAAUAUGCGAUAUGGUGGAAAGUUAAUCAACGUCAAUGGCUGUCAAAUGCAGUUACAUGGUGACAGCCGUUUCAGCGUGGAUUCUGUGUCAGGUGCACGGAUCCCCCUAGUUUGAAUCAUUAAAUCACAGCCUGGAAAAUUGGCACACUUUAACGAAGGCCUAAUGGGCCUGUUUUAAAAGCAAGGUUUAAAAUGUGCCAAAUAUACACAGUCGUAUGAAAGGAAACGGUGGUGCAGCAGUAUGUGCACCGCACUGUGAACUUGUUGACCCAAGUUAAAUUCCCAGCCACAACUAACAUCAGUGGCGAAUAAUAUCUAAACUUGCGCUGGGCACCUCCCUAUACUCAAGCAGCAUUUUGGUUUAGUCAAAAAACCCCAUGACCGACACGGAAUGGGGAGAACUUCGCCCAGCAAUGGAACUAACAAAGGGCUGUAAAUUAGAGUUGGUGAUAGACAGUAAGUAAACUUCUUGGAAGUACGUUCUAAACAACAAACGUUCACGUAGUUGGAAUGACGAUUGCUUGUGUUACUUGUGUUGCGAUCGAAACGUAGUUUUUUGUUAUUUUUGUUAUUUUCUUUGAACCUAUCUACGUGACUUUACUUAAAGACCCAAGAAUAUGAAUUCCUGUAGUCACGAAAGCUUUAAGUCAAGAAAUGUAAUAGUUUACAAAUAAUUAUUUACCUAACAAUAUCACGUACAUUAUGAAUGCAGCGUCCAUUAAAGUUGCAAUUAAUUGUCAA
This is a messenger RNA of Petromyzon marinus (sea lamprey), 5301 nucleotides long. It is a transcript of the gene NAT9, whose product is annotated as N-acetyltransferase 9. The record is from RefSeq and is a predicted model, not a curated record. Gene Ontology annotation, molecular function: N-acetyltransferase activity; oxidoreductase activity. NCBI's taxonomy places the organism in Eukaryota, Metazoa, Chordata, Hyperoartia, Petromyzontiformes, Petromyzontidae.